Closterium sp. NIES-65 is the source of this 4512-nucleotide messenger RNA. The record is from the annotation of a GenBank genome assembly. NCBI's taxonomy places the organism in Eukaryota, Viridiplantae, Streptophyta, Zygnematophyceae, Desmidiales, Closteriaceae.
AUGACUCGCUCGUUUCUCUUACAGCGCCUACAGACGCUCACCAAUCAGCAAACUUCCAGCCAGCCGCCAAGCAGACCGCCUGACCUGCCGGCGGAAGCCGCGCAGAGGGCGGAGGCUGCACGCGCAGGCGGCGACUCGACAGCAGCGCAACGAAAGGGAGCAGCCGCAGCAGGGAGGGUUUCUGGGGAAGCGGAGGAGCAGCGCGGUGGCGUGCGGUUGGAGUCGGUUCUGGCCGCCAAUUCCCUUGUCGCCCUGCCUGGUCGCCCCGCCGUCCCCCCUUACGCCUUCCCCUCGCCCUCCCUCCACUCUUCGCUCCUUGGCCUCCCCGCUCCCCCCCUGCCCACAAGCACUUUCGAGCCUGCUGUGCCGGGCACUGGGUCCACAGGCAGAGGCAGUGCCAUGCUCGCAGACACAGGCACGGGCACGGCCACAGGCACGGGAACAGGCAUGAGUACAGGCACGGGCACAGGUACGGGCAGGGGCACGGGCACAGGCACAGGCCCGGCCACGGGCACAGGCACAGGCACGGGCAUAGGCACGGGCACAGGCACGGGCACAGGCACGGGCACAGGCACGGGCACAGGCACGGGCACGGGAGCAGGCACUGGCACAGGCAGGGAUUUGCGUGAGCGGUGGGAGCAGGCAUUGCAGAUGGGCAAGGGGCGGGCGAUUUGGGACGACGAGCAGACGACAGCCCUGCUGGGGAUCUUGCGGGAUGUGCUGCGCGCUGAGGGCUCCGCCCUCCCCGGCAGGAUCGACUGGGGGGCGGUGCACCGCGAGUGGUUGCGGCGAGGGUUCCCGCGGUAUUCGGGGGAGCAGCUGCGAAUGCGGUGCAAAGUUGUGCGCGGGUGGGUGAAGGACAUUCAGGUGCUUCAGGAGCUGCUGCCGCCUGAAGUCGCCUGGGACCCCACCACUCAGUGCUUCAACCCCGACCCCGAGCUGGGCAUCAUCCCGCGGCUGAAGCAGCAUGGGCAGUGGAAGCACUACAGGCGGUGGCGCAAGCACACGGCGCCCUGGCUGCCCCUCGCUCUGCUCACCGCCCACACUUGCCCUGCUGAGGCACCACUGUGGGACGAGGAGGAGUGGGAGGAGGAGGACGAGAAGGAGGAGGAGGAUUGGGAAGAGGGUGAGGGAGGGGAGGAGGAUGGGGAAGAGGAGGAUGAAGUGGUGGAGGUGGAGGAUGGGGGGGAGGGGAAUGGGGAGGCGGAGGAGGAGGAGGAAGUUGAGGAGGUGGGGGGGGGAGAGGAGGAGGGAUGGGGUGAUGGAGGGCGACUGCGGCGUGUGGCAGGGAGGUAUAGGCAUGGAUCGGGAAGGAAUGUACGGAGGAGGACAGACAGAGGGGCAGUGGAGGGAGAGCGGUGGAGUGGUGGAGAGUGGGAUGGUGAUGAGUGGUGGGGGGCGAGCAGGGGGGGUGCGGGGCAACAGGCAGGGCAGGGAGGGGAUGUGAGGAGCAGAGGAGGUGUGAGGAGCAGAGGAGGUGUUAGGAACAGAGGAGAAAGAGAGGGUGCAAAAGCGAGAGGGGUUGAAAGUGGAAGAGUUGGGGUUGGCAGAGCUGGGGUUGGCAGAGCUGGGGUUGGCAGAGCUGGGGUUGGAGAGGAGGAUGGUGGGUUAGGCUGUACAGUUGACGCACCGCGGGCCAAUGGCGCUCCUCGUGGUGAGAUCGCACGUCGCAAUGUAACAUUUGCUGACAGUGCUCGUGCUGACGAGGCUCGUGCUGAUGGGACAGGGGGUGCAAGCGCGGAUGAGAGGGACGAGUACCCUGCGAGGCUGGCAGCGCGGAUCGCUGGCAUGGUGGCGAGCAGGAGGGAGCAAGGCGGCACAGAGAGGCGAGGGGUUGAGGGCGAGGGAGGAGGGGGUGGGGAUGGAGGAGGUGGAGGAGGGAAUGCAAAUGCAUGGCGCGUGGGUGGGGCUCGAGAGGGUCGGAAUGGGGUGGGGGAGAGGCGGGAAGGGGGGCGUGGGGAGGAGGGGAGAGCAGGGAGGGGUGUGAAGCGGUCGAGGCCGGUGUGGGUGCAGGUGAGGGAGAGGAAGCGGCAGCGGCGGGUGAUGGAGAGUGUGGCGCGUGCCCUGAUUGUGUUCAGAGGCAAGGCCAAGAAGGGGCAGGAGCACGUGUACCGAGCUGCAGACGCGGUGGCGGACAGCCCAUAUUAUGCUGCCCUCCCGGCCAUGUUAACUCUCCUCCGUACCCUCACCUGCAGACACGACCCGGUGGCAGACAGUGUGGUGAGGGCAGUGCAGGCAGUGCAAGCCCUGCCCUCUCUCACGGACGCGCAGCGCGUGGCGGCCAUCGAUGCCUUCCUGCAGCGCCCCCUCGACGCCCACGCCUUCCAGGCCAUGAGCCCCGCCCUGCAGACCCUCUUUGCUCUGCGCGCGCACACCCAGGCUGUUGACCAGCAGCUGGCUGGGAUUCAAGCUGCCGCUGCUGCUGGAGUGGAUUCGCCCCUGACUGACCAGCUCCUUGCCCCUCUGCAGGGCAUGGCUGCUGGUGUUGGGGUGGCGAGGGGGGGAGUGGCGAGCGGAGCGGGGAUGGGGGGGUUGGGUGGGGUGGGGGGUGUGGCGGGGAUGGGCGCAGGGGGGGCGGGAUUUGGGGGGAACGGGGUGGGGGGGAUGGCGACAACGGGUGUGGGAGCAGCAGGGAUGGGAACAGCAGGGAUGGGAACAGCAGGGAUGGGAACAGCAGGGAUGGGAACAGCAGGGGUGGGAACAGCAGGGAUGGGAACAGCAGGGAUGGGAACAGCAGGGAUGGGAACAGCAGGGAUGGGAACAGCAGGGAUGGGAACAGCAGGGGUGGGAACAGCAGGGAUGGGAACAGCAGGGGUGGGAACAGCAGGGGUGGGAACAGCAGGGGUGGGAACAGCAGGGGUGGGAACAGCAGGGGUGGGAACAGCAGGGAUGGGAACAGCAGGGGUGGGAACAGCAGGGGUGGGAACAGCAGGGGUGGGAACAGCAGGGGUGGGAACAGCAGGGGUGGGAACAGCAGGGGUGGGAACAGCAGGGGUGGGAACAGCAGGGGUGGGAACAGCAGGGGUGGGAACAGCAGGGGUGGGAACAGCAGGGGUGGGAACAGCAGGGGCGGGAGUGAGAAGCAUGUGGAUGGCUGAAACUCGUAGAGGGGGAAUGGGAUCGGGGAUACCGCGGAUGGGGGAAUCAGGGUUCGGUUGGAGGGGUUUGGGAACGGUAGGCGAAACGGGAGCGGCGAUGGCAGAAGGUGGGAGUGUGGGUGUGGGAAUGGCAGCAGCAGCAGUAGCAGCGGCCUCAGCAGGAGGAGCGAGGGGUGUACAGGGUGUGGACGGGGGAGGAGGAGGAGGACGGGGGGUGGGAGGAGGUGGAGGGGUAGGAGGGGCAGAGGGGGUAGGAGAAGCAGCUGGGGCAGCAGGAGCAGGUGGGGCAGCAGGAGCAGGUGGGGCAGCAGGAGCAGGUGGGGGUGCAGGAGCAGCUGGGUUGGGUGGCACGAGUGCGUUGGGCGGCACAGGUGGGUUGGGCGGCACACAAGGGGCGGGCAGCACGGCAGGGCUGCAGCUGCUGGGGCAUCGCGUGCAGGAGUUUCUGCGACAGAACCUGGGAGCAGUCAACGCCAGUCAAGGGGCAGUCAACGCAUGUCAAGGCGGGGUGGGUGGCACUCCAGUGGUGGUCAAUGGGAUUCAAUGCGAGUGCCCUGAGUGUGUGGCUGCUAGAAUGCGUCAAGGGGCAGUCAACGCAAGUCAACAGAUGGCCCAGGCAGUGAAUGCUGGUCAAGGGGCAGUCAAUGCUGGUCAAGGGGCAGUCAAUGCUGGUCAAGGGGCAGUCAAUGCUGGUCAAGGGGCAGUCAAUGCUGUUCAAGGGUCAGUGAAUGCUGGUCAAGGGGCAGUGAAUGCUGGUCAAGGGGCAGUCAAUGCUGGUCAAGAGGGGGUGGCUGCCACUCCAGUGAUGGUCAAUGAGCAUCAAUGCGAGUGUCCUGAGUGUGUGGCUGCUAAAUUGGCGGCCAGUAUACGGCAAAGGGCUGUCAAUGGGAGUCAACUGGUGGUCAAUGCAGAUCCGAUGAGGGGAGUGGCAGCGAAUCAGGCGGAGACAGCUAUCGACCAAAUAGGGUUCGGUGCGGGUCGUGUGGGGACGGCUGCAGUGCUACAGACAAGAAAUGCUGGUCCAGCACCAGUCAACACUGGUCAGGCAUCAGUCAACGCUGGUCAAGAAACAAGAAUUGCCGGUCAAGGAGCAGUCAAUGCAGGUCAAGGGGUGGUCAAUGCAGGUGAAGGUGGGGGGUUGAGUAGUGAGGAAGAGUUGCUUUCAGGUGGGAAUCUGAGUGCUGGAUGGGAUACGAGUGAGGGCGAGGAGUUGAGUGAGGGCGAGGAGUUGAGUGAGGGCGAGGAGUUGAGUGAGGGCGAGGAGUUGAGUGAGGGCGAGGAGUUGAGUGAGGGCGAGGAGUUGAGUGAGGGCGAGGAGUUGAGUGAGGGAAGGGGAAUCGUGUGUGUGAGGGACAAUGGAGCUAUUGCGUAUGAAGCGGGAGCACUUGAGAAUGAGGGAUUGUGGCAUGUCUGA